Molecule: messenger RNA, 1008 nt
Organism: Dentiscutata heterogama
Lineage: Eukaryota; Fungi; Glomeromycota; Glomeromycetes; Diversisporales; Gigasporaceae
Source: the annotation of a GenBank genome assembly
AUGAACAGUCUUCGAAAACUAAAUAGUUUUAUUCGUGCCAAAAAAUAUAAACGGAAAAUUCGAAAUUGUGUUUAUAUUUAUACACCACUACCUAAUAACAAAUUUGGAUAUAUAAUAGAAUAUAGGCGACCUGAAUUUAGCGAAGUAUUCUAUUAUAAAUAUAAAAAAAAUGCUGAUGACACUUUAACAAAGUACGGAUACUUGAUUUCUGACCCUGGGAUAGGUUUUGGUCACAAUAAUAGUAAUCGUACGAAAAAUCAAGAAAAUAAAGGAGGACUUUGGGCAAAUAAAGAUAAAGAUUGCAUUUUUUAUCAAACCGUUGCUGAUAAAACACAAAUUGAACUCGAAAACCGUUGGAUGAACGAAAUAAGAAAAAAAGGUCGUUUGGAAAUUUAUCAGAAUGAUGAUGAAAAUAAUCGCAAUGAAUGGGUUGAUGUAAUGCAACAUAAUAAUAAAAUUUAUAUUUGUGAUAACAUACAACGUCGAAGAAUUGCUGAAGUUUUAGAAAAAUAUAAUAAUAAUUGUAUUAAUGACAAUCUAUCGACUUCUCAAGAUUUUGUCAAGGAUCAGCCUCAUUUGGAAACUGUAGGCAAUAUUGAAGAUCGUCGUCGAUUGAGAAAUGAUCCUCCUCCUCGACCUACAUGUAUGACUACACCUUCAGAUAAUGAACCAUCUUCUGAUGCUACUAGUGAAUUUUCACCUCCUAUUACUCCAACAACUCCCCCAUCCUCUCCAAGUGAAGCGUACUCAGCUGUUAAGCCAAAUGGUUUAUUGAAUAUGAAUAUAAGACAACGCCAUCAAAGAACAUCGUCCAAAGAUAGUACAAAAAACAUUUCUUUAAAAAAUAGUCAACCUAUUAAUGUUAUCAAACCUCAAAAAGUUGUUCAUUUAUCACAUCCUAAGUUCAGUAGAAGACCUCCUCUGGUACAUAUCUUUGAUCCGGAUGAUUCUUUGAUUUUUAAAAAUUGUAAAUGUGAACAUUGUAUUAUUGGUCAAUAUAAUGAGUAA